Molecule: messenger RNA, 6791 nt
Organism: Electrophorus electricus (electric eel)
Lineage: Eukaryota; Metazoa; Chordata; Actinopteri; Gymnotiformes; Gymnotidae
Gene: slc6a8
Product: solute carrier family 6 member 8
Biological process (GO): amino acid transport; sodium ion transmembrane transport; nitrogen compound transport
Cellular component (GO): plasma membrane
Molecular function (GO): gamma-aminobutyric acid:sodium:chloride symporter activity
Source: RefSeq, a predicted model, not a curated record
GAGGCAGACAGGGAGCGAAGAAGGAAGCGGAGAGACGAUACUAUAUCACCUACAAAACUAGAACUGCGAGUCUGUUAUUUCUGAGAGAAUAAUAUCAGAAAGGACAAUGGUCUAGGCAAGGUUUUUAGAGGGAAAUAGUGAAUGUAAUUCCAUUACAUUCGUCUAUUUGUGUGCGCAAGGUUUGCUUGGUUUUUCGUCUCGACACCCGUCUCCUCUUUGAGAGAUACGUUCCCAUGCGAUUCUUCAGACUAACCUUUAAGUGUUUCGUGGAUUGUUUUUGAAGGUGCUUUUUAAUUCGGUGUUUUUUUCUUUUACGAUCGUAUUCUACAUUUAUUUCCUGUUAUUUUGCAAAAUCGUAUUUUGAUAAACACCCCUGUUGCCAAUUGCGACAAGAAAUCUGACUGUCAUCGUCAAAGGUUUGACAUUGAAAAUCGAUAAAAGAGAGAAGUGCAUUCUAAAGAAUAACACUGCUGACUUGAUAUAGCCUUUAUUGUAAAGGCAAAGGACCAGAUCUGUUAAUCUUAAUAGGGCCAAGAGAAAAACAAAAGACAUCUUGGUGUCAGUAAAGGGAACUGACUCAAGAGAAAAGACAAAGAGGAAACAUAGAUUUGGGGUUAUUAGAAAUCCCUUAAUUUGACUGAUCUUUUUGCUGUUUUCCCCUUUGUCAGUCUUGUUAGGACGUUAAGAGCGCUUUGUUUACAAGUGUGCGACUGGGAUGGAGAAAACCUCUCUUAACGCAGAUUGUGGCGCAUUGAACGUAGUCCUGGUUGAGGAGAAAAAGGGUCAUCUAAUCCCUAACGGAAACCAUCAAGGUGUAAAUGGGAACCUUAUCGGAGGAACCGGCACAGCCGGAGGCGUCUCGGCGCCUGGAGCGAUGUCCACGGCCGAGAAGGUGUACCCAGAAAGAGAGACAUGGACAAGGCAGAUGGACUUCAUCAUGUCCUGUGUUGGAUUUGCCGUCGGCCUGGGGAAUGUUUGGCGUUUCCCUUACCUUUGCUACAAAAAUGGUGGUGGCGUGUUUCUCAUUCCCUACGUACUGUUUAUAUUUCUUGGGGGUAUUCCUAUAUUCUUCCUGGAGAUUUCUCUAGGACAGUUCAUGAAGGCAGGCAGUAUCAAUGUGUGGAACAUCGCACCACUCUUUAAAGGACUUGGAUAUGCUUCCAUGGUCAUAGUGUUUUUCUGUAACACAUACUACAUCAUGGUUCUGGCCUGGGGAUUCUAUUACCUCAUCAAGUCCUUCAGUGCCACACUGCCCUGGUCGACGUGUGACAACGAGUGGAACACCCCAAGCUGUAUCGAGAUCUUCCGCUGGGAGGACUGCCAGAACAGCAGCACGCCCAGCUCCAACUACGGGAACAUGACUUGUGAAGAAUUAGCGGAAGGACGCUCUCCUAUCAUCGAGUUUUGGGAGAACAAGGUACUGAAUAUCUCGGAAGGACUGGACGACGUGGGUACACUCAACUGGGAGCUCAUACUGUGUCUGCUAGCUGUCUGGGUCAUGGUCUACUUCUGUGUGUGGAAGGGGGUGAAGUCAACAGGGAAGAUCGUGUAUUUCACUGCCACUUUCCCUUACGUGGUCUUGAUUAUUCUGCUGGUGAGAGGAGUAACUUUACCCGGGGCUUAUGAUGGGAUCUUAUAUUAUGUUAAGCCUGACUGGUCCAAGCUAGGAGAGCCACAGGUAUGGAUCGAUGCUGGUACUCAGAUAUUUUUUUCUUACGCCAUUGGGCUUGGAGCCCUUACUGCUCUUGGCAGUUAUAACCGAUUCAACAACGACUGCUACAAGGAUGCCUUUGUCUUGGCUCUGAUAAACAGCGGCACCAGCUUCUUUGCUGGCUUCGUGGUCUUCUCCAUUCUGGGCUUCAUGGCGUCCGAGCAGGGCGUAGACAUCUCCAAAGUGGCUGAGUCAGGGCCUGGCCUGGCAUUCAUAGCGUACCCUAAAGCCGUGUCGCUGAUGCCCGUGGCACCCGUCUGGGCGGCUCUCUUCUUCUUCAUGCUGCUCCUGCUGGGCCUGGACAGUCAGUUUGUUGGAGUGGAAGGUUUUGUAACUGGCAUUCUUGACCUUUUCCCUGGAAAGUAUUACAUGGGCUACCGUCGAGAAAUCGCUGUGGCGAUCUGUUGUUUAUUGUGCUUCACUAUAGAUCUCUCCAUGGUUACACAGGGAGGGAUGUAUGUCUUCCAGCUUUUUGACUAUUAUUCAGCCAGUGGUAUGACCCUGUUGUGGCAGGCAUUCUGGGAAUGCGUGGUUGUCGCCUGGGUUUAUGGUGCUGACAGGUUCAUGGAUGACAUCGCCCGUAUGAUCGGUUACCGGCCUUUCCCUUGGAUGAAGUGGUGCUGGUCAUUUAUUACUCCAUGUGUUUGCAUGGGUAUAUUUCUGUUUCAUCUGCUGAACUACAAGCCUCUUACCUACAACAAUGUAUAUGUGUACCCGUGGUGGGGGGAAGUGAUUGGCUGGUGUCUGGCUCUCUCCUCUAUGCUCUGCAUUCCCGUUAGCCUGGUCUACAAGCUCGCCGGAGCCAAGGGAACCUUCCGAGAGCGUUGGGAACAUCUGACCAAACCGGUGUGGGGUGCCCAUCACCUGGAGUACAUGGCACCUGACACAGACAUCAAAAGCCUGGCCUCGCUGUCUCCAGGCACGGAGGAGAACAAAGUCAUCAUCUUCGAGAGCGUCAUGUAGGAUGGAUGUGCCCCUCCAAAGGCAAGCUGCUUACAGCCACUGCCUGCAUUUCACUGCACCUCAGCUGAUUCUGAACAAUGUGGAAACUGUCGAGUAGCAUGGUCUUGUUUAAUGCAAAGGGUUCAGAGGAAGGGCUUGGUUAGUCCAGCCUUCGCUACAUACCUGCCCGAAUUCCUUUGGUUCUCACUGGUAGUCUCUUUUUUACUAAAAUGAGUGCAUACAACAUGCACUGCACAAUUCUUCAUUUUUAGCACCAGGCUGUCAGCUUGUCAUUGGUAAGGGUUUGGGAGAGAGUGCUCAUCAUCCAGCAGGUGAUGACUACCUGCGCCUGGGUCAGGCAGGGCAGACAGCAGUCUAAGUGUAGCUUAUUCUCCUCACCUCUUCACCUCCUCACCUUCUGACCUUCUCACCUCCUCACCUCCUUGGGGCAGAAUUCCCACAGGCCACCUCACAGAGGCUGCCAAGUUCUCCAUUGCAGUAAUACUUGUAGAGAGUUCGGAGGAUAUUGCAAGGAGAUCUGUUGGCCUAUCCAGCUUAGUCUAAAGAUUCUUUAAUGACUAAUUAGUCAUAGAUGUAAUUGGGUUCACUGUAUUUAAAGGUAUGGGCAAAAAUUUAUUAUCUGUGAUAUGACCACAGAGGAUAUCAUCUUUACAUAUGCAGUAUUAGAAUAAAAAUGCAUUUAUGUCAGUUUAAGUGAACGAGAUUUCGCUAACCAUUAAAAUCGCAAAUAAUAGCUUUACUGCUUCCGUUUUUUUCAAUAGAUUAACCAUUACAGUGCAAAAACAGCUGUCGUGUCUAGUAAUGUAAAUGUUAAGUAUCAAAUCUGUAAGCAAGACAUCAGCACUGUAUACAAAACACAUUUUCAGUUUAAGCUGUGUGCCAAAUAGCAUGCUGUCUCUGUGUUUUUCAGAGAAAGGAUUCGGUUGCCAUAAACAAUCAAGGUUUUGUCUGCCUAGUUAAACUGAGUGUACUGUAUUAGCGAUGUGUUUUCUCAGUAGUGGCUUACUCUAUGGUAACAUCCUAAACUUUUGUCUUGUAGAUGUGUAAGACUGCUGUUCUGAAUUGGGGAAUUGACCUUUGUAACGGUGCCUGCGAAUCAAAAUGAUUGGAGCUUUUUUGUUUUAAUAUUAGAUGUUUGUACAUUUUUAAUCAGUUCAAAUAUUAGCUUUCUAAUAAUCAGUUCAAUCAGUUCAGGGUAUAGUGUAAGAUGCAUACAUUUACAUGCUUAUGUUGUUCUCGAUAAAAGAACUAUAUAGUUCUCAAGGACAUGUGAACAUUAUAGAGCAUUUCAAUUUGGAGCAUUUAAAACAUAGCCAGAUAUUAUAGAGUUUCAUGUAAGGUAUUUCAAUCAUAUUGAUGAAGGAUCACAGUUCCAGGGCUGUAGAGAACACUAGCAUUUUAAUGGAAGCAUUGCCAUAACAACAGAGUGCGGGGCCGUUUGAGAGUGCUGGGGGAGAAUGAUUACUGCAGAGUCAUCAGGCUAUAGAUCGACAGUUAUCAUCUACAGCGGAAGCUGAGCAGAGAUGCUUGGUUGCCAUACCCUUGUUUUUUAUUGCUUGUCUUAACCCGAGAGCCCCAUCAUCGAGCCAAGUGUAUAGCAGGCCUCCCAAUGAACUGGCCAUAUCAUAGCUGUGGGAAUUCUGCCCUUUACCCUUCACAGUAGAGAACAUGUACAGUAAGCCAUUCUAAUGUCACCAUAUGUAAAAAUUAGAUUCAAUAAUGUCAGACUUCUACAUUUGCACAUUGUUGUAAAAUAAUCUUGCUAGCACUUUUUAAUCGUGUUAGAGUAAGAUUUUGUUUUUUUAAUUUUGCAUAUUGUGAAUGAAAUCAGAGAUUUAUUUUGUGAAGGCAUUUAUUUUGCUGAUCCACAUCUCUCUCUCUCUCUCUCUCUCUCUCUCUCACACACACACACACACACACACACACACACACACACACACACACACACACACGCACGCACGCACACACAAUGGUCAAAAGUAUGUGGACCCAAUCACACCUAUAUGGGCUUUCUGGCUGUCCCAGAUCCACAGGCAACCUCCACCCACCUUUUUGACCUCCAAGCUUGGGGAGGCUUUCCACAAGAAUUAGGCUUUUGGAGUGUGUAGGAAUUUGUGCUUAUUCAGCCAAAAGCAUUUGUAAGGUCCGUCACUGGUGAAGGCAUGACUGGUCAUCAGUGUUCUAAUUCAUUCAAAAGGUGUUCAGUGGCGUUAAGGUCAGAGCUCUGUGUGGUUCUCCCAAAAACUCAUUGAACCAUCUUUAUGGGCCUCACCAAAUGCACAUACUUUUGGCCACAUUGUGUGCGUGUGUGUGUGUGUGUGUGUGUGUGUGUGUAUAUAUAUAUAUAUAUAUAUAUGUAUGUAUGUAUUAAAUAUCUGUGUGGUAUAUUUUGAAAGUUUGUGGCGGUAUGAAUUUUUGAUAAAGAUGAAACUAUUGAAAGGGAGUUACUAGUGAUAUGCUCCAGUGCUGUUGCAGAGAGGAAUUUGAGAGCACAUUGGAUUGAUUUUUAUUAUUAAUAUUAAGCGCUUGUGUGUAUGUUGUGUUUGUUAAAUUCCAGUAUUUGCAACUGACAACCCAGGAACCAGAUCAAGACUUCCCCUUUUACUGUUACUUCCCAUUCUUUGCAAAUGAUGCAGUUUAAUCAUGCCUACAGCGAAGAAGAAAAAUGACAUCUGUGUGUAAUUUUAUUAAAAACUAAAAUCUUUCUAUAUCUUCAACAUUAAAUUAGAUUUUCCAAGUGGCUCCUUAAGAACACUUUGUUUAGAUCCGGAGUUCUGCUUAAUCUUUUGAACAGGGUGCAUGAUUUCACUGCCUUCAGCUCCAUCUGCAUGCAAGGUUUACUCCGACGUGCCUCUUCCCAUUAUCAACAAAGCUAGCAACAGACUCUCGUGUGUGUGUGUGUGUGUGUGUGUGUGUGUCUUCUGAACACUUGGGGCACAGACCAAAGCCAGUAGACACCCCCAUGAUGAGAACUGAUCACUGGUGUGUUAUAUGGAGGACACGGUGUAGUUUAGAAUUCGUCUCCUAUUUCAGUCCACACACACAUUAUUUCCAUCCAGGAACCUGGGUUGAUCAGUUGACACAAUGUAAUGCAGUUAUUGGAUGUAGAAGACAAAAAUAAAAUGUACAGUACCAAAAAGGGAAAAACGUUCAUUUCUUGUGCUCUGCCAAAUUGUUCUUGACAGUAUCUUUGUCCAAAGUCUUACAAAGAUCUGUAGGGUAUAAGUGGUCAUGUAAUCAUGUUAACAAAAGGAAAGAUUUUGCUGAGCAACAUUUUGAUCAGAAUUUUUACUUAAUUUUAGAACUCUUCUAUAGAGGCAGCUCUUCCAUUUAAAUUUAUUAGAAAUUAAGCCAAUUAAAAGUAUAAUUGGUAUGUUUUAAUGGAGCUGAAAUGCAUAUUAUUCAGUAUUAGCAUACCCAUAUGUUUUAAAACUAUAGAUCUACUACUGAUCAUAAUUAACGAGACCGGUCCUGACUAAAUCUUCAACACCUGUUUAUACUGAACAGUUCAAAGUGGAUGUUACUUGCAGUGAACACUGUCAGAUACAUGCUGACAGAUUUUUUUUUCUUAAAAUGUACUAAUAUCUCACUAUAAGUCCACUAUGUAAUCCAUUUAAUGAGGAUAGGAUAGGAUGAUAGGAUGAUAGGAUCAUCAGUAAAAUUGUUUUAGCAUUCUUAUAUCAAAUGGAUGUAUCCAAGUCUCACACUCUGAAGGGGGAAUAUCCUACUAAAUACAGCAUACAGCUAGGUUCAUAAUGGAUGGAAAAUCGGUAUAUAACAGAUUCUAUUAGUAGUAGACUACAAAAUGCUUUGGGUUAGGAUACUGUCUUGAAGGUUCUCACAAGCUGUGUUGACUUAGUGAUUAACCCAUUUAACAUUUUCAUUGGCGUGCUUUGUGACACCGAGAUGUAACCAUGGUCUUCCAUUUGUAACCUAAAGUAGUAAUAACAGAAGUUAAAACUUGUACAGUAAGUGUUAAUUACCACACGAGUUGAUCGCUGAUCUCCCUCAUGAUGUACAAAGGGCUUCAUGCUUUUUAUCACUGUGAUUGUGUGCUGACGAUCCUCUCAUUCAUAUCAACGCAACAAAUGGCAAUAAAACUAACUCCAUGGAAAAA